Molecule: messenger RNA, 1572 nt
Organism: Puma concolor (puma)
Lineage: Eukaryota; Metazoa; Chordata; Mammalia; Carnivora; Felidae
Source: RefSeq, a predicted model, not a curated record
AUGGUGGAGUCCUAUGAUCAGGAAGUCGCCAGCGGCCCCCUUUCCCGCCACCAGAGGAAAGCAGAGAGGGCGAGAGACUUGAGGACACCUUUUGAGCCCCUGGGUUCGGUUCGGCUUGCCCGAGAUUUGGGUCUUGCCUCGCUGACUCUCCUUCAUGUCCCCGUGCUAAUUCCUGGCGAUUUCCGCAGCCAAGCAGGAUUUGGCCACGCCACUCCUCCCAGCAACUCCCUUGUCUGCACCACCUGCAACCUCCAUGGAUCUUCUGACAUCAUGGUGCCCCUGGGCUCAGUCCUCAGUCGCUCCUCUGCUCUAUCUCCACUCAUUCCCUCAACCAUCUCAGCCAAGUGUUUGCCUGUAACUGUGAUGAAUCUGGAGGGGACUGAGCCCCCAGCUAAUGGGACACAUCCCAGCCCCCAUUAUGAGGAGUUUCUACCUACAGAGGAUGAGGAGGAAGAAGAGGAAGACCAUGAAGAGGAAGAGGAAGAGGAGGAGGAGAAAAAGAAAGAGAAAAUCCCUCUGCCUCCCAAGAAGCCUCCUAAAGAGAAGACUUCCGCAGGCAUCAAGGAGAGGAGGGCCAAGGCCCAGGGUCAGAAGGGGGACCUGGGAAGCCCUGUCCCCCCAUCCAAACCUCUUCGAAUGAAGAAGAAGGAGGUACCAGCGGGGGAGGGGACCAAGAUGAGAAAGACAAAGAAGAAAGGGUCUGGGGAGGCUGACAAGGACACCUCAAUGAGCCCGACCAGAGUGACAAAGAAGAGCCCAGCAGCCAUGUUUCUGGUGGGGGAAGAUGGCCCCGCUGAGAAAGCUCAGAAGAAGAAAGGCACUCCCAAAGGCUCAGAAGAGGAGAGGAAGGAGGAAGAGGAAGAGGAGGAAGAAGUGACAAAGAACAGCAAUCAGAAGGGCAAAGCGAAAGGAAAAGGCAAAAAGUUUCUUCUGGAGCAGCCCGGAGUGGAGAAGAUGUUCAAGGGUCCGCAGGCUAAGGGCCUGCUCGCUGCCACCAGCCUCACCUCACACACAGUCCCAACCUGCCCUCAGCAAAAACAGCCAACCACAGCGUCCAAUCUCCUGGGCAACCGCUUCACUGUCUUUGACAACGGGCAGAACCCGCACCGCGGAGGAGGCAGCACUGAUGUGGGGCGCCUUCGGCAGGAGCUGGCAGCUGUGAUCUAUGAAACCAACGUGUUGGGCUUCCGAGGUCCCCGGCGCAUGACGGUCAUCAUCCCAGGCAUGAAUACGGAGAACGAAAGGGUCCCCAUCCGGCCGCGAAAUACCAGCGAUGGGUUGCUGGUGCGCUGGCAAAACAAGACACUGGAGAGCCUCAUCGAGCUGCACAACAAGCCCCCCGUCUGGAAUGAAGACAGCGGCUCCUACACCCUCAACUUCCAAGGCCGAGUCACACAAGCCUCCGUCAAGAACUUCCAGAUCGUUCACGCCGAUGACCCCGACUACAUUGUACUGCAGUUCGGCCGCGUGGCCGAGGACGCCUUCACCCUAGACUACCGGUACCCGCUGUGCGCCCUGCAGGCCUUCGCCAUCGCCCUCUCCAGUUUCGAUGGGAAGCUGGCCUGCGAAUGA